Geodia barretti is the source of this 1686-nucleotide messenger RNA. Lineage: Eukaryota; Metazoa; Porifera; Demospongiae; Tetractinellida; Geodiidae. The record is from the annotation of a GenBank genome assembly.
AUGGAAGAGACGGGAACAACGGUGUGGAAGCAGGUUACGGCCAUGCACUACAACGCCCUCCAGAAACAGAGUGCAGAAGGAAGGUCUGAAGUUGGCUACACAGCGCCACUGAUCAGCGGCGGCAACAGGCCAGCCAAGACAGCUACUGCCUCUGAUGAGGUAAUCGUCCUGUCAGAUGAAGACAGUCCUGCCUCAGCAUCUCCAAUUAGUGCCCCCCAGGAAGGAGGGUCUGCGGACUUGAGUCAAAUCCAGCAGCUCCUGGAACAGGAAGAGAAGGAACUCAGACGCCUCAAGCAACUCCGAGGAAUCCAGGCCCCCGUUGCCACGACAACCAGCUCAGACAUGGAGCCUGUCAAAUCGAGAGCCUCAACCAAAAGUAACAUUAUAGUUGUCCCUGGUAACCAGGUACAGAAGUCAAUCACAAUGUCUGCUGGAGGGACUGGGAUUUCGUCACGACUGCAGCACAUUGUUGACAGCAUUGCAGUUGACCAGGCUUUCCCUCCCUCCCACAAGUCAGGAGCCGCCCAGGCAGCUGGUCGAAGUUAUGCUCCUACCAAUAAACCAGGCUGUGAGGUCACCUCUGACCCUCUAACCAUGACGACCAAGGCUCCUCCCCCUCUUCUUCCGACCCCUGCCUCCACUGCUCCUUCGGGGAAGACACUGGUGCCGGUGACCUCUGACCCUGGCCCCCCCUGUCUAAAGUCAGUGGACCCGGAGAGGGAGAAGACAGUGAUGGCUGCCGUGGAGAACUCAAGGCGAUACAAAGAGUACCUCUCCAAAAACCAGGUAGCCAAAAAGACGUUUCAGAAGCAGAUCGAGAGGAAGAUCGCAUCGGCUCCUUACCCCAAGACCUUCCGACAAGUGUGGCCUGUCAUCCCUGUCUUUGACAACUCUUUCAUUCGUAAUUAUGGGCUUGAGGCCAUCAUGCAGCACUUUGACAGUAGCCUUGCCAGUUCUGCAGCUCAAGAGAAGGCCAACAGCAGCUCCAAAGUGAAGCCGAUCUGCAACCAGUGUGGCUGUGACUUUGCCUCAGCCUGGCAGAUACGGAAGAGCAACUCGAAACAACUGCUACUCUGCGAAGCAUGUGACUUUGCCAAUCUGAAAAUCCUGCAGAGGUCAAAGCUGGCAAACCAACUGAGGGACCUGCUGGCUUCCAUUUCAAAGGAGAAGGAGAAGUUUGAGGCAGAGUGUGAAGAGGCUCGAAAGCAAGUCGUUUCGAGUGAGCGGCAGUUGGUGCAAGCCAUGAUGGCGCAGCCACACAACCUUCCCUCUCUGUACCCCUCAACCCAGAAGACCUCUGUCACUGCAUCUGCCGCCAGGAUCCAGAGCUCGCAAAGCUCACGAGGGAAGGUGCAUGGCAGUGCAGGUGUGGUGAGCACCAUGCAGGCUGUCAUCCCCAGCAUCCUGCCGUCCCUCUCCUCCAACAGGGAGACUGCAAAUGGCUCGAGGAAAAGAAAGGAGCCAGCAGCCACACCCAUGCCUCCUGCAGGCAAGUCCCUGAAGCUGGACCAGACACUUGACAAGUUGUCAAAAGCUCUGCUAGAGCGCAAGUUGGAUGAGCAGCGUCAGCAAGCUGGGGGAAAGGGGGAGGGAGCUGGGGGAGGCCCUGACAGCCGCAAGAGCAAACGGAAAGGAACUCCGCGUCAUAAACGUCACCUCAGCUCCUCCUCUCCAAACAGCCCGUAG